Molecule: messenger RNA, 940 nt
Organism: Syzygium oleosum
Lineage: Eukaryota; Viridiplantae; Streptophyta; Magnoliopsida; Myrtales; Myrtaceae
Product: dehydration-responsive element-binding protein 1B-like
Exons: 1
Coding region: 121-813 (230 amino acids)
Biological process (GO): regulation of DNA-templated transcription
Molecular function (GO): DNA binding; DNA-binding transcription factor activity
Source: RefSeq, a predicted model, not a curated record
CUUCACCACGAACCCCCCCACAAAUCAGAGCACACUUCUCCGCAGCUUCAUCACUCAUAAACAGGCACGAGCACAUUAUCCACUUCUAUCAUCACACUAGCCCAGUGCAGACGUACUCCAAUGGACCCUUUCUCUUCCUUUUCCGAUCCCAGCUCCAACUGCUUCGACUUCGCCGAGUCGUCGUCCUCGUCGCCGAUGUCUGACGGCAGGAGUGCCGCUGCGGGGGCAGCGCUCGAGGGGAACUUCUCCGACGAGGAGGUGGUCCUCCUCGCGUCGCACCACCCGAAGAAGCGGGCGGGAAGGAAGAAGUUCCAGGAGACGCGCCACCCGGUGUACCGUGGGGUGCGGCGGCGCAACUCGGGCAAGUGGGUCUGCGAGGUCCGCGAGCCCAACAAGAAGUCCAGGAUCUGGCUCGGCACGUUCCCCACCGCGGAGAUGGCGGCGAGGGCGCACGACGUGGCGGCGCUCGCGCUGAGGGGCCGGUCCGCCUGCCUCAACUUCGCGGACUCCGCGUGGCGGCUUCCCGCGCCGGCGUCGGCGGACGCCAAGGACAUACAGAAGGCGGCAGCCAAGGCCGCAGAGGAGUUCCGGCCGGCGGAGUCGGAGGACGUGAUGUCGGGGGACGAGAAGAAGUUGAAUUCGGAGGAGGGAGUGCUGUACGACGACGAGGACAUCUUCGGGAUGCCAGGGCUGCUCGCAAAUAUGGCGGAGGGGAUGCUCUUGCCUCCACCACAAUGCGGCGGAGAUGGAUAUGGCGGCGAGGACGAGGGGAAUUUGGAUGCAUACGUGUCGUUAUGGAGCUAUUCCGUCUAAAUCAUUGCUCCAUUUCACUUGUAGUUUCCGUUGUUAGGGGCGACUUUGAUGCCGUACUUAGAAGUUUUUUAAAUGGAGUGCGGAUACAAGGUGAAGGGUAUGAAAAAGAAGAUGUUUUCGGAAGCCA